AUCUGUUUGGCCCACACACACUGAGACACACACACUCACUUGUCCAUCAGCGUUCUGGGCCUAAUUUCCUUUUCGGUUUUUGGGUGUGUUCGCCUCAUCAAAAAAUACAACAAAAAUUAUUUUUGAGAAAAGAAAGAACAGAAAUUAACAUAAUCAAAUUUACUUUUUUACCUCGCGAACACGUUUCGUGGCCGAAAUAAGAAAAAGUGAAGACCAUUAUUUAAUUUUCGUGUCAGUCGGCGCAGUGCUCCAUCGGAUGGCAUUGAAGUAUUGACAAGCUGAGCUUUAUUUACACCUGCCAAUUGCUAUGACUAGAUGAGCACAAUAGUGGUCUAUAAACAGAUUAUGCCACGAGUGCUUAUUUAAAAGGGUUUGAUUUAAAGUUUGCUUCAUUGGAUUGAGAAGGGUUUUGGGAUAGGUUUUUUCAGAAACUAGAUCAACUUAAAUUUACCUACACUAAUGGAUUUUCCAAUAUCACAUUGACUUAAAGUUUUAUUAUGAUUAUUCUUUGUUGUAAAGUUAAAAGAUAAAAAAACUUCCUUUCAAUAACAAACAAAUGAAUUGGUUGCCUUUCAUUUAAAUGACAAUAUCCCUGAAAAAAUAUUCUCAUGGGCAUUUAUUUUCUGAUACACAAUGUCCUUAUGGUCUAGGCCUUUAAUUACAAAUUUGAUUUUUUUAGAAACCCUCACAUUUGAAUCAAAAUUUAAAGUAACCGUUACAAAAUGAGAAAAAAAAACAUAAAUUGCGACUGGACAGCAGAAUUUCCACUGAAAUCUAAUAUAGCUCCGAUCUACAGAAAACAACCUUUAAGAUCUGUGUGUCUUUAUCCGGGGCAUCGUACUUGGAGGGUGAGAAACCAAUUGGAAAUCCAGCAACUGGCAAAACGGAUUGGUUGCCAUCCCGAAGACAUAGAUGGGUUUCUUUUCAAACUCAGCCUUUGGAACUACAAUCGCCUAUUGAAUCCCAAAGACUGCAGUUGGAAUUCCUGCAAUGUGCCACUUUGUUAUCCAUAUGCCUGUAAUUGGUACAUGGACAUAUUCGAUCAUCGUGGCAACUUGAGGGACACCAAUGAUCCGAAAACUAUUCGAAGUUUACUUCCUUUAGUGCUGAACUUCUUGGAUGGCCUUUCGCCUGUUGCCUGCACGGCCCAUAUUGACGGUCAGCAGGCGAAACGUCAUUCAAAUUUUUCAGCAUUUAGUUUGGAGUCUUCGGAUUGGUCAUUUGGCAAUCAAAGUGUUCCAAUUUUGGAAAAAGACCUAAUCACACAUUAUAAACCAGUCUUAUCGGAGUCAAAAUUAGAUGCAGAAUCGCAGAAGAAGCUGUCUGGAAGAAAGAGAAAGAAAAAUUUGGGGCGCCAGACCAUUUUCCUCAACGAUGAACUAGCUUAUACAUUUGCCAUGCCAGAUGAUAUUGUGGAAUAUAUAAUGCAACAUAUUGGUCGACAUCACCACACUAAAGGUAGCUAUAUUGGUCCUAUAGCAGAUUUACGAACAGUACGUCUUCGCAAGCUAAUCAAGAGCUUGGUUGAAAGGAAAGGAGCACAUAUAACUGAAAGGGAUCUAAAUAAGGCCAUAAAAAUGGUAGAUCUUGAGGGGAAGCACGGAAAGCAAAACGCCAAAGAUAUCUCGAAACUCUACAAUUCCAUUGUGCAGAGGUCCGAGCUUCCUUAUGGGCAUGUUUUUGGAAAAUUCAGGGGAAAUUAUCCAAAAGUACCAAGAGGUUCGAAACUCCCAAGAAGAUAUUUGGGCGAUCAAGUCCCUAUACUUUUCCAUGAGCCGUAUGAUCCGAAAAAGCGUUGGACAUGGCAACGCCGACAUCCGAAACAAACCCGCCUAAAUACUAGCUACAGGUUCUCAUCAACCAGGAUUAAACGCUAUUUACGUGCUUCUUUGAAGGACCAAAAGGACGAACAGGCUAAGCGGUUUUCAAUUCACUCAACAAUUAGUGAAAAGGGUAAAAAUGUCACAAAAGAAUCGCUGGAUUCCUUGUUUGGCUCUCCUAAAUACCAGUCAAAAGUAAAACUAAAUACCGGAAAUAUAUUUUAAAC
This is a messenger RNA of Drosophila eugracilis, 2047 nucleotides long. RefSeq lists its product as uncharacterized. The record is from RefSeq and is a predicted model, not a curated record. Lineage: Eukaryota; Metazoa; Arthropoda; Insecta; Diptera; Drosophilidae. The transcript has a single exon. Bases 723 to 2045 code for a protein of 440 amino acids.